AUGAUAGCUCAGAUUUAUGUUGAUGACAUUGUCUUUGGUGGUAUGUCUAACCAGAUGGUGGACCGUUUUGUCCAGAAAAUGAAAUUUGAAUUCGAAAUGAGUCUUGUUGGUGAACUGACCGACUUUCUGGGUUUGCAAGUAAAACAAAUGGAAGACACUAUCUUUAUUUCUCAAAGCAAUAAUGUAAAGAAUUUAGUCAAGAAAUUUGGACUUGAAAAUUCCAGUCACAAGAGAACUCCAGCUGCAACACAUGUUAAGUUGACUAAAGAUGAUAAAGGUAUUGAUGUUCAUCAAAGUAUGUACAGAAGCAUGAUUGGAAGUCUAUUGUAUCUCACAGCGAGUAAAGCUGACAUCACUUUUGUUGUAAGUGUGUGUGCUAGAUAUCAGGCUGAACCCAAGAUUAGUCACCUUAUUCAAGUGAAGAGAAUCAUAAAGUACAUCAAUGGAACCAGUAACUAUGGUAUUAUGUAUACUGAUCAUGAUACUAAUUCUGUGUUAGAGGGUUAUUGUGAUGCUGAUUGGGCUGGAAGUGUUGAUGAUAGAAAGAGCACAUAUGGUAGAUGUUUCUUUCUUGGAAAUAAUUUGAUAUCAUGGUUUAGCAAGAAACAGAAUUGUGUGUUUCUAUCUACUUCCGAAUGUAAGACCCUAGUUUUUAAGAUAGGUUAA
Messenger RNA from Lotus japonicus, 666 nucleotides. Its product is annotated as secreted RxLR effector protein 161-like. The record is from RefSeq and is a predicted model, not a curated record. NCBI's taxonomy places the organism in Eukaryota, Viridiplantae, Streptophyta, Magnoliopsida, Fabales, Fabaceae. The coding region runs from base 1 to 666 and encodes 221 amino acids. The transcript has a single exon.